This is a messenger RNA of Oncorhynchus mykiss (rainbow trout), 2573 nucleotides long. Lineage: Eukaryota; Metazoa; Chordata; Actinopteri; Salmoniformes; Salmonidae. The record is from RefSeq and is a predicted model, not a curated record.
CUUAUGUCUAACCUUGGCCUUAAAUUAAGACCAAAAAGCAAAUGUUUGUUUUCAUGAAUAUUUACGAUGGCUGUGGUAACUAGUGGAAACCUAAUAACUUUCCUACGCGAUGCAAAUCAAUAACAGGCUCUCUGAUUGGUCAGGGACACCUGAACGGUGCAUUUGUAAAUGGCUUUCCUUUGGAAUAAUGUAACGUUUUAUUUGUUGUAAUGUAUUAUCAGCACCUUAAAGCAUUUUGUCGCAAUUUUGAGUAACGCUUUGUUGAUCGUCUUGGAUCUGGGAAACGAUGUCGGCCGCAGAAGGCGAUCGCAGUUCGGAACAACUGAAUAAAUUCGAGAAACUGACAGUGAGGCCUCCAGUCAGAGUAGCAGGUCUCCAUAUGCCCCCAGCUCGGAGCGGGCAUCGCUGCGUGGCAGACAACACCAACCUGUACGUGUUCGGGGGGUACAACCCGGACUAUGAUGAGUCGGGCGGCCAGGAGAACGAGGACUACCCGCUGUUCAGGGAGCUGUGGAGGUACCACUUUGCCACGGGCACUUGGCAGCAGAUCCGUACAGAGGGCUACAUGCCCACCGAGCUGGCCUCCAUGUCAGCUGUUUUACAUGGAAACAAUCUGCUGGUGUUCGGUGGCACUGGGAUUCCCUUUGGGGAAAACAACGGGAAUGACGUCCACGUCUGCAACGUCAAGUACAAGCGGUGGUCGCUGCUCAACUGCCGAGGGAAGAAGCCCAACCGAAUCUACGGACAGGCGAUGGCCAUCAUUAACAGCUUCCUGUAUGUGUUUGGGGGUACGACGGGUUACAUCUACAGCACAGACCUGCACAGACUGGACCUGAACACCAGAGAGUGGAUCCACCUCAAACCCAACAACCCACCAGACGACCUGCCUGAGGAACGGUACAGACAUGAAAUAGCACACGACCGUCAGAGGAUAUACAUCCUGGGAGGAGGGACUUCCUGGACCUCCUAUCCUCUGGACAAGAUACAUGCAUACAACCUGGAGACAAAUUCCUGGGAGGAGAUAUCAACCAAGCCUCAUGAUAAAAUAGGGUACCCUGCUCCCAGGAGAUGUCACAGCUGUGUGCAGAUACGGAACGAUGUGUUUCUAUGCGGAGGUUACAACGGUGAAGUCAUAGUGGCUGAUCUGUGGAAGAUCAACCUGCAGACGUUCCAGUGGACCAAGCUCCCAGCAGUGAUGCCUGAGCCAGCCUAUUUCCACUGUGCUGCUGUGACCCCGGCUGGCUGCAUGUACAUCCACGGUGGUGUGGUGAACAUCCACGAGAACAAGCGGACUGGCUCCCUGUUUAAGAUCUGGCUGGUAGUGCCCAGCCUGCUGGAGCUGUGCUGGGAGCGUCUGCUCAAGGCCCACCCCCAGCUGGCUCAGUUACCCACCAUGCAGCUCCUCCACCUGGGCCUCACACAGGAACUCAUCGAGCGCUUGAAAUAAAGGAGGAAGGAUGGAUGGAUGGAGAACACAGGAUUUAUUUUUAAGGGGGUCGCCUUGAAGGAGUUGAUGGUCCCUCUGCCUACGUAGCCCCGCCUUAAAACCAAAAACAAUGGGAUGCCUUUUUUCUUUUUGCGUUUGGACGUCAGAUUUUAAAGGGAAUCCAAGUGGAAUGUUUCUUGACCCCGCCCCCAUUCCCCGUCUCGCCCCCGCCCCCAUUCCCCGUCUCGCCCCCAUUCCCCCGUCUUGUCUUUGUGUUAAGCAAGGUCGCCACGGCUUCUAGCCUCUCAAUCCGCCUGCCUACAGACCCAGAAAUCAUUUGCUCCACGGCUUUCAGAUUCACGUCGACCCUCACUACUUUCUCAUUUUAUAUUGGCCUUCAUGACUUUAAUAAGAAUGCCAUUUCAGAGGAAUGAUUAUUUAUUUGUAUGUAUUUUCAUGAGACAUUCUGUUCGCCAUUUCUCUCACAUUUCUCUUCUCUCUACGUACAAUUAGGAAAGUUAGACUUGGAGUCAGAUGAAAAGUUACACCAGACAGUUGGCAUGUUUUUGUGUUACAAGGGGAAGGUAGUAUUGGUACCACCCUCAUGCCAGACUUAGACGCAGGUUGUCGUCACCACUUUUCCCUAUUCAAGGCUUAAUAACAGUCUGAUUUGAAUAGUUUAUUUGUGUGAAGAACAGACUGAUGCUACUGUAGUUGGGUCUCUAAUAGACCACUUCCCUUUCACCUAAUAUCCCACCACACUCCUCAUACCCAUUUAACACUGAUUCAGUUAUCCGAUAUGCAUUCAGGUAUCUUGGAUAUACAUACAGGUAUUUGAAACAAUUAUCUCUGGUAGUUAUCUCUGAUAUACAGUUCUCUGUAUCAGUGUCCCAAAUUGCACCCUAUUCUCUAUAGUGCACUACUUUUGACCAAGGGACUUAGCCCUUAUACCCACCAUAGUAGAAACCUAAUAUCAAUGGAAGAUGGGUAAAGAGUCAAAACACCUGGUCUCCAUUCAUUCUGAACUGUAUCAGUCACUUUAGUAUGCUUGUGGAAAGUCCAUUUGUAAACUAAAUCAUCCCAUCACUGUGAAUAUGGUGCUCCUUAAAUGUUUUUAUUUAAAUAAAAUUUUCAAUUUCUGUUCCAA